UCGGAAAGUUUUUGUUUUGUAUGUUAUAAUUAACUAUAUUCACAAAUAAUGAUUGUGCUGACAAAAACGAGAAAUAACAGUGUCGAAGAAUAGUGAAAUUGGCAUGCAGUAAUUCCGCGAAGCAAUAAGAUUGAGCCUUUAGGUUCUUGGAGAGAAAGUUGACGCAUGAUAGUUCAGAAACGACUCCCCGAAAUGGCAAAAAAGAAAUUGCGAUUUACUUUUUUACUACGAAACAAUUGAUCUUUGUCAUCAGUGCUCCUCACAAUGAAUGUUCUUCGUGAAAUGAGACUUUUCGUUGCCGUUGAUACUACUUAGAAGCCAGUCUUGCAGCGGAAUCAUAAAAACACAUCAUUGGUCAGGAGGUAUUGGUGGAAGAAACGGAGGGAAAGAGUUCCGAGAGUGCUCUUGUGUAAUCGGCUGUAGUCGUAUUUAUUUUUGAUACUACGGCUAGAGAAAAUGAAAUUUCCAUCACUAGGAAAGUUGUUCACCAAAUGUAUCCUUAUCUUGCUAGUAUUGCUCUUCAGUGAUUGUACAAAUUUAAUCGAUAGCUUUAGUGGUGCUGACGUUCAGGGUGGCGGCAGAAAUCAAAAUAAUGAUAACAUAAGCAAUUUAGUUAAUGUAACGUUUGCGGUUACUGGUCAUAGCAAUGCAAGUGGCCAGCGCCGGACGGGGAGCAGUUGCUGUGAUAGUGAUAGUAUCCAACCGACGAGCAUCAACGGGAGUAGUGAGAAAAACAACAGCGCAGAACAUUUUCCGAGGAAAAAAUCCCAGCAGCGGCUGGUCGUGGAGUUCUCGACCAAUGUUGUUCACAACGAGUAUAUCGUACAUUUCGAUGGCUACUAUAAGCCGCUGGUCCGCGAAAAGUACAUUCGAACCGCCCUGAACGGAUCAAAGGUUAAAAAAUGGCGCAUUUUGCCUCGGCUAAAUCCAGUGAGUGAUUACCCGAGUGAUUUUGAUGUGCUGACGUUGGAAGAAGAUCCGCAGGUGGCAGUGGAUGGAAUUGAUUUGCUGAAGUCGCAUCCUUCGAUCAAAUCAAUCUCUCCCCAGCGCAUGGUUCACAGAACGUUGAAGUACGUUCCUAUGGAAAUGAGCGAAACGAUGGACGACGAAUCCGAGGAGACGUGGAAUCAGGAAGACGAAGUUCCACAGGAGGGUGAAGAAGAUAACGAGGAGAUUGCUGAGUUUAUCGAAAAAUUCAAAAAUUUUAAAAGAAGGCUUUCGACGGAUGUGGGUGAACUGAAUGAAAGUCGAUCUGAUAGUUCAGUUCCAAUAAAUUCGAUUACCCGGCACACAAAUCGGCGACUGCUGAGAGCUAUUCCCAGACAGAUUACUUCGUUGCUUAAAGCCGAUGUACUUUGGGGAAUGGGUGUUACCGGUAAGGGAGUGAAGGUGGCUGUUUUUGAUACGGGUCUUUCGAAAAACCAUCCGCAUUUUAAAUCGGUUAAAGAACGAACUAACUGGACAAACGAAAAAACGCUUGAUGACGGUGUUAGUCAUGGGACGUUCGUCGCUGGCAUUAUAGCUUCUUCGAAGGAAUGCUUAGGCUUUGCUCCGGAUUCUGAGUUGCACGUUUACCGAGUUUUCACAAACAAUCAGGUGUCAUAUACGUCUUGGUUUCUGGAUGCUUUUAACUAUGCCAUACUUAAGAAGAUCAACGUGUUGAAUUUAAGUAUCGGUGGUCCAGAUUUCUUGGAUCAGCCGUUUGUUGAUAAAGUUUUAGAGUUGUCGGCGAAUAAAGUGAUUAUGGUUUCCGCAAUCGGUAACGAUGGGCCACUUUAUGGAACACUGAACAAUCCGGGUGAUCAGAUGGAUGUCAUUGGGGUCGGUGGUAUGGACUAUAAUGAUAAUAUAGCGAAAUUUAGCUCAAGAGGCAUGACCACGUGGGAACUCCCCAACGGUUAUGGACGCUUAAAACCUGACAUAGUUACAUAUGGAAGUCAGGUGAAAGGAAGCAACUUGAAUGGGGGUUGUAAAUCAUUGUCUGGGACUUCAGUAGCUUCGCCAGUUGUUGCUGGAGCAGUCACUCUAUUGGCUAGUGGUGUUAUCAAUCAACUGGAUCAAAUAAAUCCCGCUUCAAUGAAGCAAGCAUUGAUAGAGGGAGCUCAGCGAUUGCAGGAAAAUAAUAUGUUUGAACAAGGCCACGGAAAGCUGAAUAUUUUAAAAAGCAUGAAGAUCUUAUCUACGUACAAGCCGAAGGUGUCACUGUCUCCUGCGUAUUUGGAUUUUACCGAGGAUUACAUGUGGCCCUACACAACUCAGAGUUUGUUCCAUACAAGUGCUCCGGUGAUAGCAAAUGUGACCAUCCUUAACGGGAUGGGAGUGAUUGGAAGGAUCAUAAACAAACCCACUUGGCAUCCAUACACGAACGAAAAUGGUCAAAUGCUAAACAUAUCAAUAUCUUUCUCGGAGCAAUUAUGGCCGUGGUCUGGCUGGAUGGCGGUACAUAUUGGGGUUAACGAACUUGGGCGUAGCUUCGAAGGAUUGGCCCAGGGCCACAUUACUCUGACGGUUCAAAGUCCCGCCGGCUUAGGAGAAAAUGAACCACGCAAUGGAACAGUGAGCUUUCCAAUAAAAGUGAAAAUAAUCCCACAACCACCAAGGCAUAAGCGCAUUCUCUGGGAUCAGUAUCAUAGUUUGCGCUAUCCUCCAGGUUAUCUUCCAAGAGACAAUUUGAAAAUUAAAUCUGAUCCGCUUGACUGGCGGGCAGAUCAUAUUCAUACCAACUUUAAGGAUAUGUACACUCAUUUGAGAAAUGCUGGUUAUUAUGUUGAAGUAUUGGGUGGACCUUACACGUGCUUCAAUUCCAGUAACUAUGGUACGCUACUCAUAGUUGAUCCAGAAGAAGAAUACUUUCACGAAGAGAUUAUAAAAUUGAAGAACGAUAUCCUGGAACGGGAGCUGAGCGUGAUUGUGUUUGCCGAUUGGUAUAAUACAACAGUCAUGCGUAAGAUAAAAUUCUACGACGAAAACACUCGCCAGUGGUGGAUGCCAGAUACCGGAGGUGCUAACAUUCCGGCUCUCAAUGAGUUGCUUCGGGAUUUUGAUAUUACUCUAGGGGACAAAGUUGCUGAAGGUUAUUUUGAUAUGCGAGAUCAUCGGAUGUACUAUGCUUCUGGCUGCAACAUACUCAAAUUUCCCACUGGAAAUAAAACCAUCCUAAUCGAGCGAGAUUUGUUCGAUCAAGGUCUCGAUAUUCUUUCCCCCGAUGAAAAAAGACAGAAAAUUAGGGCCAAAACUGCCAUCUUAGGCUUACUACAAACGGAUCAUAGCUAUUCGAAAGUACAACCGGCAACCCCAAACCCGGACCCCAUUAAUCCAGAUCCACUGGAUACUGAUCGUAGUGGCGAAGAAUUACAAAUCGGUCGUGAUUCAAUAAUCAAUAAACGGAUACUGCUUGGAGCGAAGUCUUUCCCGAAUGAAGACGACGACGAUGACAUUCCGAACGAGGGAGGCGAGCAGAGGCAGGAUUUCGAAAGCAACGCUAUUGGAAAUCCAGAUUUUGAUGCACUGAAAAAUGGCGAGGAUGAUGAUCCGCCGGACGACAUCAAGCAAAUUCAGCAUCCGGAAGAAAUAAGCCAAUUGUUGUUAGAAAAGAAACAAAAUUUUACCGGAGAAAAACUUCUGAUGGUGGAAAUUCCUCAAACGUUACUUAAGUUGUCUCCUGCAGAUCAGCAGUCAAAAGUUAAUGGUAAAUUUAACGACAGUACAGGUGGCAGUGAAAGGCGAAAAACUGGCGGUCGAAUAGCGGUUUAUGGUGAUUCUAACUGUCUUGAUUCGACACAUCUCGAUAAACCAUGCUUUUGGUUGCUCGACUCGCUUCUGGAAUACACGAUGACUUCUCACGUCACCAAUCUUCUGAGGGAUUUAAAUAGCAGUCGGACAAGUGAAAUUCUCAGCGAUGCGAAAACGCCAGCUCGAUUGGCCAACAACAAUUUGCACCAUUACUCAAAAGUCCUAGGACCGGGCAACGAGAAGCGUCAGCUACCCCGCUGCCUACAGUUGAAAUGGGACCAGCCAAUUUCGCUGAACAUGUCCUCACUCAAUGGUUAUGGACCAAACGAGCGAUUAUUGCUCGAGCAGCAGCAGGAAUUGCUACUGCGACAGCAGCAAGCAGCCGCCCAACAGGCAGGCCUGUUCGGGAAUGAAAUCGAUAACAGUGUAAAUCUGUUUCGUAAACUAGAGAGUCAAAAAGCAACCGUAAUCAGCGCCAACGAUGAGCCGGAUGUCCCGGGCUGGCGCAACAAGAAAACCGAUAAAAUUCCGCCAAAUGCUCCCAAUAACUUUAUCAACCCAUCCGCUGUCCGUCCGUCGGCGGGCAUGAUACCCGUAAAAGUGCCAGUUGUUGAUCAACGAAUCGCUGGAGCAGCAACUGUUGGUCAACAGCAGUUUCAAAAGUUUCACCAGCAGCACCAGCAACAUUUGCAACCACCACAGUUGCAGCAUCCGAAAGUGAACAGUGAUAUAGAUAACCCUUAUGACGAUUCUGAUUUUCCGCUUAGUAGGGAGAGGUCGAGCGGAUCGAGCUUCGAAUUUACCGUGAAGUGGUUCCUUUGGAUGAUUUGUCUGUUACUGCUAUUACUGCUACUCAACUGGAUACGGAGGUGUAAAGGUCUCACUAUUAAGCGACGCUUCAAUUACGUACUGAAAAAAGUAGGAUUCUAAAAGUCCAGAAACCAAAAACUGUUGGUGUAGCUUCAGUUAGUCAACGUUCCUCUAUCGAGUUUAUGAUUUUUCUGUUACAAAUUAGACUGGCCUUCUAGAAAAAAAAACGGUUUUAAAAACCCAUAGCCGUAAAUUACCCAAAGAUUUUUAAUGUCGGUAUUCUUUCUAUUGUCUUCUGGGUAAACGGCGCCAAAACAUUUCGUAAUGUUUAUUUUCUAGUACUGAAUACCAUAAUCUUUAACUCGGAACAGUAGAAAAACAAAGAUUUAAGAUUUUUUUACAUAUAUUAUGUGGAAAUAUCUUUGCAGAUGACGAUGGU
This is a messenger RNA of Sabethes cyaneus, 4981 nucleotides long. RefSeq names its product membrane-bound transcription factor site-1 protease (gene S1P). Gene Ontology annotation, cellular component: Golgi apparatus. The transcript has 4 exons. Lineage: Eukaryota; Metazoa; Arthropoda; Insecta; Diptera; Culicidae. The coding region runs from base 457 to 4662 and encodes 1401 amino acids. The record is from RefSeq and is a predicted model, not a curated record. Gene Ontology annotation, molecular function: serine-type endopeptidase activity. Gene Ontology annotation, biological process: proteolysis.